CCCCACUCUCGGCCAUGCAGACACUCCUCCUGUGAGCAUUGGUGAAGCAGCUCCUGUCCCUUAUGUCUCUUUGUGGGGAGCACAACAGACUUUUACGUCCUUGCAUCACUGGAGACGAAGCAGAGCUCCGGUGGAGGGGGGAACCUCCAGGUGCGGAACUCCGAGGCAAAAGUCUAAAAGAGAUGCCGGAAUUCAAGAACCGGACCACAGAAAGACUCUUAAAAGAAACUACCGAACGGAUUGAAUUGGACUGGACUGCAUCACUUUAAAGGUGGAAUCUUCCUUGUCUUUGGAAAAGUUAGAGCUGCAUAUAGAAUUCAGAGUGUUUGUUUUAUUUUUAUUUUAUUUAUCUGUCCCCCAGAGUACUUUCCUGACGGUCCCUCACUCUAAAGAAAUGGAGAUGCUCUUUAAAGAACAUCAUGAAUGGUCUCGACGGUGCUUUUGAUUCAGCAGCCCGGGCGUUUAUCUUAAUUCGCCAGCUCUUUCUGAGUCGUCUGCAUGAAAGACUGCAUUGAUAUUGCUCUAAGUGGGGGGGGGGAUAACUUGUGAAACUUUAGAGCUCUGAACUGGAGAAAAAAAAAUAUGGAAAAAAGAUCUGGAGUUGAGUUGAAAAAUUCAGGAUUUUUAGCUACACUAUAAAGACAGGAGUAAUGUUCACAGGGGACGGAGUGGUCAGUGGUCACUUCCUGACCGGGGGCACCUUCAAGCCUUACCCUGGACUGGAAGUAAACACAAAGAUUCAAAUGGAGAAUGGUCAAGUCUUCGGGGCCUAUCCUACGUACCAGGGUCAAGUUUGUACCGAUGUAAGCUUGCCCAAAGUGGCAAACGAUGUUUCAAAUUCUUUUAAAGUGCCGCCACCCUUACCAGUCCCACCCCCUGCUCUCAAACUGGGGCAGGAAGGCUUCAAGAAAGUCUGCAGGACCGAAGAGAACAAUCCAUGCCCCUUCCCCGGACUGGCGUCUGGGGUGCCGCCACCCUUACCAGUCCCACCCACUGCUCUCAAACUGGGGCAGGAAGGCUUCAAGAAAGUCUGCAGGACCGAGGAGAACAGUCCAUGCCCCUUCCCCGGACUGGCGUCUGGGGUGCCGCCACCCUUACCAGUCCCACCGCCUGCUCUCAAACUGGGGCAGGAAGGCUUCAAGAAAGUCUGCAGGACCGAGGAGAACAGUCCAUGCCCCUUCCCUGGACUGGCUUCUGGGGUGCUGGAGAUGCGGGUGAAAGAAGGGAGUAAGAUCCGUAACUUGAUGGGGUUCGCCAUGGCGCGGAUGCAAGGCGGAGACGGUGGAGGCGGAGAAGGCAGCGGGUUGAGGCAAGUGGUCUUCACCGGGUCAGGGCGUGCCGUCACCAAGACCAUCACCUGCGCCGAGAUCAUGAAGCGAAAAGUGGGCUCGUUGCACCAGCUGACCAAGCUGCAGUACAAGGUGGUGAAAGAGGUGUGGGAGAACACCGACGGGGGGACGUCGGAGAUGACCGUGCACAGAACCGUGCCCUCCAUCAGCAUCCUCCUCUCCAAAGAUCCUCUGGACCCCCGGGAGCCGGGCUACCAACCCCCGGAGACUCUGGGUGCAUUGUGGGAAGAGAGGGACGGCGGCACGCAGUCAGCAUUUAAGAGACCUCUCACACCUUCGCCGCUCAGCAGUUUCCCGCUGUGUAAGCGGGUGUGUUCCGGAGAGGGGGUCUCAGUCCUCCCCCCGCACUGACUGGAUGUCAACAGUGCAUGGUGGGGUGGGGGGGUAUUGGAUCCGAAGAGUUCAUUUGGAGCUGCCCUCCGCUCAAGCACAACGCUGAGACAAUCAGAACAGUCAGUCAGACAGAACAGUGCUUUCUCACAAGAAUUAAGUACCAAUUGCAGCCUUGGGAGGUCAGUCCGGACUGUUGGCGUUUCAAAGCUUGCCUUCUGUACAUACAGCUAGGGACCACAAUUGUCAUCUUGUCCGUGAUACAAACCCUUAAACAGAAUGACUUAAGUUAGAGAACAAAAAAAAAAAAGCCAUGAACUGCAAAGUAACUGUUUUGCGCCCAUAGAGCAACGCUUUUCAGUAGAACCCAGACCACAAAGACAAGCAGCUUAAAAGCCAUUGACGAUAAGACAAAUGCAAAACAUGUCAAUUUGUAUUUGUCUGAAUAUUAAAUGUUUUUUCCCCUCCCCGACGGAAAAGCCUCUGCGAUAUUUUAUCUAUUCUCCGCAUGGCUCAAUUUGCAAUUGAAAAGAAAACCGGCGUCACAAUGUUGCAAUAAGGACAAAGACAUCAGUACAUUUUUGUUUGUAGCAGACAUAUUGUCAUGGUAAAAAUUAUUACACCACUUUGUUCCUUCAGUUUCUUGUUCAUUUUAAUGCCUGGUACAAGGAAAAGGACCUUGUUUUAUUUUUUUGGCAGUACAACACCAAAUACCAAAUCGUUAUUCAUGUAAGAACUGAUUUUGGUGAUCGAGAAAACCAUGGAACUCUUAUGAGCUGUUUUUGUUGUCGUCAUACCUGUGCCAACAAAUGCCCCUCUAAUUGUAGCAGCCAUUAAAAUGGAUCAAUACACUGAAGAAACAAGGGUGGUUUAAUAUUGUUUUAUGACUGUAUAUCUGAAAAAGACAGAUUGUCUGAUAAUUGGGGUGUCGAGUGUUGCAAAAAGGACAAAGACAUUAGUACAUUUUUGUUUGUAGCAGACAUAUUGUCAUGGUAAAAAUUAUUACACCACUUUGUUCCUUCAGUUUUGUGUUCAUUUUAAUGCCUGGUACAAGGAAAGGGACCUUGUUUUAUAUUUUUGGCAGUACAACGCCAAAUACCAAAUCGUUAUUCAUGUAAGAACUGAUUUUGGUGAUCGAGAAAACCAUGAAACCAUGGAACUCUUAAGAGCUGUUUUUGUUGUCAUCAUAUCUGUGCCAACAAAUGUACCUUUAAUUGUAGCAGCCAUUAAAAUGGAUCAAUACACUGAAGAAACAAGGGUGGUCUAAUAUUGUUUAUGAUUGUCUGAUAAUUGGGGUGUCGAGAUUUGUCACUCAAACACACCAAUGACCUGCAGCCAUGAAGCAGAAAAGCAGAGAGAAGCAGUAAUGUUCAUUUUUAGAUAUAGUUAGCUCAUGUGUUUUUCGUUUAUCGUCAAAAAAUACGAUAAAAAAUUUAGCUUCAGUCGGUUUGCAUACAUAUUGUUAAUACACUGCAUGAGCCUGUGUUCUUAAAGGAAAACUGCACUAAUUAAAUCAACCACAACC
This is a messenger RNA of Doryrhamphus excisus (bluestripe pipefish), 3204 nucleotides long. RefSeq lists its product as uncharacterized. NCBI's taxonomy places the organism in Eukaryota, Metazoa, Chordata, Actinopteri, Syngnathiformes, Syngnathidae. Gene Ontology annotation, cellular component: ribonuclease MRP complex. Gene Ontology annotation, biological process: tRNA 5'-leader removal. The record is from RefSeq and is a predicted model, not a curated record. Gene Ontology annotation, molecular function: RNA binding.